GAUAGAUUUAAUGGAAGAAAGACAAACUCGACAAAAUGUCAUCAGAUUCGGAGUGUACAUUGUUUCAAUGUCCUAUAUGUCUAGAAGAGUUCAUAAAACCUAAAGCGUUGCCAUGUCUACAUACUUUCUGUAAAUCAUGCAUAAACGAAUAUAUUCUCAAGUCAACAACUUUAACAGAUUGCUUCGUAGUAUUUAAUUGUCCGGUCUGUAGAAAAGAGGUCAAACUUGAAUCCUGUCCGUCUGAUCCAGCGAAAUAUCUCCAGGAUAAUCAUAUAAUACAAAGUAUGAAGGAAACUAGUAUUUCCAAAGGGAAACUUUGUAGCAUUCAUUAUUCUAAGCAGGCUGAAUAUGUAUGCACAGAACAUAAUCAAAUUGUAUGUUAUAAAUGCAUCAUCGACAACCAUAGGCUAUGUACCGUUACAGAAAUACAUGAGGCCACUGAAAGCAAGAGAAACAGUAUUACUCAAGUCCACAAUCAACUCGUAGUAAGAAAAAAAAAUAUGGAGACUUCCAUUGAUUUCCAUACCGAAGAGAAAAAAAGAAUAUUGGAAAGUCAUAUACAAUGUAAAGACGGUGUUAGGUUAUAUGUGGAUGAGUUGAAAAAUCUCAUCACAAAAUUAGGGAGUCAAAUUUUGAACGACAUAGAGAAAAAUACACAGCAAAUGCUUCAGAGAAUUGAUAAGAAUCUUGCAGAAACCAAUAAGGAGAUGACAUAUCUUAAAACGAUAUUAGAUGAAUUCGACAUAACCCACCUCGAUGGCAUUACAGAUUUCAAUAAAUUGACAUCAAUAGACCAAAAAUUAAAAACAGCACAUCAGCGAAAAAGCAAGACCUGUGACAAAUCGUCAUCUGAUAUAAAUUUGCUAAGAUUUCAGCCAAACAUGGACUUGUUUAAAGUUCUCAAGGAAAAUGAUGCGAUAGGAAAAAUAUACAAUACGAAAAUGAGAGUAACUGUUAAUGCAAAGACGUCUAGAACAAAAAAUGUACUAAAAGAUACAGAAACGGGGGCUAAAACGGCACCGGUCUUUAAACAGCCUUUGGCAACUGAACAUACUGGUUCUAGUGAGAUAGAGGCAACGCACACAAGACAUAUGAACAAGGUGUUUACAUUUAAAGACGGGAUCCAACAACUGAUGUCUUUAAAGACAGAUACGGACAGGGAAGAAUGCUUUAUUACUGGAAUUACUCUCUUGCUAGACAACAGCAUGAUUGUUGCUGACAACGGGAACAUGAAAAUUAAACAUUUUAGUGCUGGUUAUAAGUUUGUUAGUCAAAAAGCCUUCUCUUCUGAACCUUGGGAUGUAUGCAGAACAGAAAAAGACGACUUUAUUGUUAGUUUUCCAAGCGAUAAUUUGAUCCAGUAUUUUACCUUUAGAAAAGGCCAUAUCAUCCCGAAACAAGACAAGAUACUGACGGAUGGCAGAUGUUAUGGACUUUCCUAUCACUGUAACAAAAUAGCAACGUGUAAUAGACGAGCUUCGGGUGUUUUUAUAGUGUUAUAUUCGGGUCAAAAUGAAAUUAUUGCUGAGUUCUGUGUCUCUGCUUCAGUUAUUUCAGAGUGUUGGUACCUUUCGUUUUGUUCAGACGGACAACACUUAGUAUACACAGAUCAGAUUUCAAACGUCGUUUUUUGUGUUAACUUUAAAUUAGGUACAGAGAAAUGGAGAAAAGCUAUACAGUCUCCAAGAGGUAUUGCAAGAUGUCGGACGUUUCUGUAUGUGGUCAAUUGCAAAUCGGCAAAGGUGUUGUGUUUAUCAGAGGACACUGGCUUACAAAAAAGAGAGAUUGAUUGUAGCAGUUUAGGUGGUGGAGCAUUUAGUGGUGUUACUAUUAAUACCGAUCAGACAAAAAUAUUUGUAUUACCGAUGAAGGGAUCUGAUGCACUGGUGAUCGAAUAACUUUAAAGAUUAUGAACAUAAACUUUGAUAUUUUAAAUUCCAUAACUAGUGUUUUAAGAAUUGAGAUGUUUACUCAUGUUUUUUCUUAAGAGAGGAAAGUCUUGAAGGAUAGGGUGUUAAGUGGGUUGUAUUCAGUGUUGCAUGUUUUUCUGAAUGUUUAUUAUCAACUUAUGCUAUAGAAAAUUAUCAUUCUGUACUAACAUUUGAAUAUACGUGAUAGAUUGUAAUUGUUGAUUGCAACAAUCCUCUAUUUUGAAUUUAUCAUAAUAAUCUCUCUAAACACGAUAAUGAUAUAUAGCUGUAGUCAUCCACUCUGUUUGAUCAGUACUUCUUAAUGUUUUUGUCUUUUUAGAGCAUGUUUAUCUAAAGCUGAUACCGAAGAUUAAUCUACUGACUGAAAACCAAGUCUUAGGUUAUCUUGAUUUAGUCAAAAUUCUUAAAUGAAAUAUA
Mytilus trossulus (common blue mussel) is the source of this 2348-nucleotide messenger RNA. Its product is annotated as E3 ubiquitin-protein ligase TRIM32-like. The coding region runs from base 36 to 1898 and encodes 620 amino acids. Gene Ontology annotation, molecular function: zinc ion binding. The record is from RefSeq and is a predicted model, not a curated record. The transcript is spliced from 2 exons. NCBI's taxonomy places the organism in Eukaryota, Metazoa, Mollusca, Bivalvia, Mytilida, Mytilidae.